AUGGCGGGAUAUGAUAAUCUAGGUGUCUUCUUCAGCGAAAACAUCCUCAACGAUGAUGACAACCAACAAGACCAGCAGAAUGUCAGCAACUUGACGCAUAUUCGCAAGCGCUUUAAGGAGUUUUUGCAGAACUAUCAUACUGGUGACUUUAACUACAAGUACCGUAACCAGAUCAAAGAACACUACAACAUUGAACAGUACUGGAUUGAGGUGUCACUCACCGAUGUGGGUGGCUUCGAUGAAGCUCUUGCCGACAAGCUCAACAAGUCGCCCAUUGAGUACAUCAAAAUCUUUGAGAUGGCUGCUACGGAGCUUGCCGAUGAAAUCACCCGUCCUCGAGUGGACGAAGCUUCAGUUAAGGCGAUUCAGGUGAUGCUCAGUUCUGAUGCCAAUCCGACUUCUCUUCGAGAGGUCAAGUCCGACUUGAUCUCACGAUUGGUCAAAGUUCCUGGCAUUAUCAUCGCCGCUUCUAACGUGCGUGCCAAGGCCACCAAGAUUACCCUUCAGUGUCGUGGUUGCCAAGAGGUGAUCAAGGACGUGAACAUCAACUCUGGUCUGGAAGGGUACUUGAUGCCGCGCAAGUGUAACACCGACCAGACUGGUCGAUUGAACAAGUGUCCUCAAGACCCGUUUUUCAUCAUUCCUGACAAGUGUGAAUGUGUUGACUUUCAGACGCUUAAGCUUCAGGAGACGCCUGAAUCAGUUCCUCAUGGCGAAAUGCCGCGACACUUGCAGCUUUUCUGUGACCGUUAUCUAUGUGACAAAGUGGUUCCUGGCAAUCGGGUUACUAUUCUUGGCGUCUACUCAAUCAAGAAAGUGUCGAAGCCAACCACCAAUACGGAAUCUAAGGCAAAUAUCGGCAUCCGGGCUCCGUACUUGCGUGUCGUGGGCAUUUCAGUCGAAACCGAAGGCCCAGGCCGCGCUGGAAAUAUUCCUUACACAGCCGAUGAUGAGCAACUGUUCCGCCACUUGGCUAGCUCUCCGAACAUUUUUGAGCGCAUUGCCAAUUCGAUUGCUCCCUCUAUCUUCGGCUCAACUGACAUCAAGAAAGCCAUUGCCUGUUUGCUGUUCGGAGGAUCUCGCAAGCUGAUGCCGGACGGUCUCACUCGUCGUGGUGACAUCAAUAUUCUCUUGCUGGGAGAUCCUGGUACUGCUAAAAGUCAGCUGCUCAAGUUUGUUGAAAAUGUAUCGCCGAUUGGCGUGUACACCUCCGGAAAGGGAAGCAGUGCUGCCGGUCUGACUGCUUCUGUCAUUCGCGAUCCCACAUCGCGAAACUUUGUCAUGGAAGGAGGUGCCAUGGUGCUGGCCGACGGCGGUGUGGUCUGCAUUGACGAAUUUGAUAAGAUGCGCGAAGACGAUCGAGUGGCCAUUCACGAGGCCAUGGAGCAGCAGACGAUCUCAAUCGCCAAGGCAGGCAUCACCACAACGCUCAACUCACGAUGUGCCGUACUGGCGGCGGCAAACAGUGUCUUUGGUCGAUGGGACGACACCAAAGCGGAGCAGAACAUUGACUUCAUGCCGACUAUUCUAUCUCGAUUUGACAUGAUCUUCAUUGUCAAGGAUGAGCACAACGAACGCCGUGAUGCGACCAUUGCUCGCCACGUCCUCGACGUUCACAUGAAUGCGCAGAAGACCAUCGAGGACUCUGUCGAGGGCGAGCUCAGUUUGGUGUUGCUGAAGAAGUACAUUAACUACUGCCGAUCUAAAUGCGGACCACGACUGUCUCCGGCCGCUGCUGACAAGCUCAAGCGCCAGUACGUUUUGAUGCGCAAUGGCAGUCGAGAGCAGGAGGCGGAACACCACGCCAAAUCGCCCAUUCCAAUUACCAUUCGACAGCUUGAGGCUAUUGUGCGAAUUUCUGAAUCGCUGGCAAAGAUGCAGCUGCAGCCAUUUGUCAACGAAACCCACGUCAACGAGGCCAUUCGCCUGUUCAAAGUGUCCACUCUGGCAGCCGCCAUGUCGGGCGAUCUGUCCGGCGCUGAGGGCUUCACCAGCGACGAGGAGCACCAGCAGAUGGUUCGCAUUGAGAAGCAGAUCAAGCGACGCUUUCCCGUCGGCACUCAGAUCAGCGAGAACAGCAUUGUUCAGGAUCUGAUGAAGCAGAACUUUAACCAGCCGAUAGUGAAGAAGGUCAUCUACUGCAUGAUGCGCAAGGGCGAACUGCAGUCGAGAAUGCAGCGAAAGAUGCUGUACCGUGUCAAGUAA
Rhagoletis zephyria (snowberry fruit fly) is the source of this 2205-nucleotide messenger RNA. The record is from RefSeq and is a predicted model, not a curated record. Lineage: Eukaryota; Metazoa; Arthropoda; Insecta; Diptera; Tephritidae.